GCUAGUCGCUACUCGCAGCGCGGUUCGUACAAUACGUUCAUCUAGCUUGUAGUCGUGUCCACGGCGCCCAUCGAAUCGCACGCGCGGCUCUCCUUAGAACCGGCCGGCUCCCGAAUAAUGUUUCAGUGUUUGACAAACUCAAUCGGAGGUCUCGGAAGAAGUAUCGUAUUUAAUAAUUUACACUGUAUAACCGAUCGCAUAUUCUCAGUGAGUGUUACGCAGUGUGUACGGAAAAAACUUUGUCGAAGAUUCUGAAGAAUCUUGUGUAAAAUUGUGUAAUACACCGGCCGCGGCCGGAUUGCGUUUUGCACAAAACUUUUUGACUGCGUGCGUUGUACCCAUCGCGCGCAUCUUCCCUGUGAUAAGAGGGUCCUGUGAUAUCGACGAGUUCGACUUAGCUUUAAAACUAGUUAGUCUUUAGGUAUAUAGAAUUAAAAUGGCGCCACCGUUCGACUCGUUCGUUCAGUUCGACAUGUGGGAAGCCCUGGAUGAGGAUUCCUUGAGGUUGACGCAAACGUCCGAAUUUUGGACUCAAGUUCAAUAUGAAGCAGAUAGAUUGGAUCUAGUCCCUCCCGCCAACUUUUCGGACCCGUUGCAGGACAGUGAUGAAGACUGGAGGAUAAUGGAUACACCAGAGGAACCACACAAAGAUAACAUAGUACACCAUGAUUGUAUGUGGGCAGGCUCUUGUGCUGAUUCAGUGCAUCCAGGCAACACAUUUGUCCCGAUUGAUCCAACCACUACACCCACUACACCCGGACAGAGUUUGCUUCGCCGAGACAUUUCACCAUCAAGACCGGAAACUCCACCAUCAAUAGAUGGCGAUGAACCACCACAGUUCCGUCAUUCUGUCGACGUUGCUGGUACUGCUCUCCGCCUCCUGAGAGACUCCGCCGCGGUAGCAGCCGACCAUUCUUACACAUUGGCCAGGCAGCACUUGGACAACCUCGGCGUUCAAACACCCUCUGACUCAUGUGAAUCAGAGGAGGAAAUUGACGUGGUCUCGCUCGGCACGCAGCAGCCCUUGCCUACGACGCAAACGCACGUCCGCACGGACUCGCUGCCGCGCGUGCCGUCAGCGCAGGAGCGCCAGCACAUCCAGCGCACUGUGGAGACCGCCAUCACGCCGCGCUCGCCGCGCCCGGUGGCCAGGAAGCGCUUGGUGCCGCCGCCCAGCAUAGCGGCCGCGUCGCGCCGCCGCGCUCGCGGGCCCGGCCGCCGUGGACGCCGCUCCAACACCGACACUGACUCCGAGGCCGAGUCGCCCGAGAUAGAACGCCGCUCCAUACACAACGACAUGGAGAGACUCCGGCGCAUCGGUCUCAAAAACCUCUUUGACGAGCUCAAAAAGCAAAUCCCGGCCACACGAGACAAGGAACGCGCGCCUAAAGUGGUCAUACUGAGAGAAGCUGCCGCGCUCUGCAGAAAGCUUAGCCAAGAAGACCUCGAGAGGGAAAAGCUAAAGAAGAAACAACACCAACUUGUGACGAAGUUAAAAAAGCUCCGCACGAUGCUGUCGGCGCGCUACCGCUCGUACUGAGCGCCUCGUACUACCUGACUGGUAAUCGAUUUGUUCCGACCGAGGAACUAUGGAGUCUACUCGACUGGACACUUAUGGACUGGUAACUUUUUAUGUAAGUCGCUUCUGAACGCUCUAGUGAACGUUAGAACCGUUUAUUCAAGACGCGGUGGCGCAGUGAAGCCCCCGUCCGCCGUUUUGAUUGCAAAAUUUUAAGCGAUGUCUUCAGUCGAGUCGGCAGUCGGGAGUUUGUUAUAUUUCAAUGAAAAUUCAGCUUUUACGGCUUACUCUGCUUCUGGCAAUGUCUCGAGAGUAAUAUAGUUAUGAAACAAUAACCGCAGGUUUGUUUUGCUCAAAACGAUAUUUUGCAGUGCCAAAGUGAGCCAUAAAACUGUUGUUAACGACAAAUCCUUGGUCUUCAGUAAAAUAUCUUAAUAGUUACAGACUGCUUCGUGAACUAGUAGACUGGUUAUACCUCUAAAAUGUUUUUUGAAUUUAUCAUUAAAUUAUACAUAGUUGAAAUAGCACAUUACAGAUUUACUCCGUGUUGACAGAUCGAAAAUGAUAUGACAUUUGUUAAAAUAUUGUUUCGAGACGUUGAUAUGAAGAUUUUUUACUGGACCUUCCAUUAAAUAGUUAAGUAUUGCGAUGUCGCAUUUUUUAAAGGAGCAUGAAUUUGUCAGUGCUGUAAAUAUAAUGAGAGAGGGCAGGUAGUUGAAAGCUUUGUCAGAGGUGGUCAAGCGCUUGGAGCUGAUUGGAGAUGUAUGGCCACUAUAUAUGUUUUCGGCCCGAUUUGCAGGAUUUUUCAAUUUUAACCUUCACUCGCGAGAGUGGGGUUAGUGAAGUGAUACAUCAAUUACUAUUACUUUUAAUUGCUUUAAGUAAACUAUUAUUUUAACUGCUUUAAGUAAAUUGCAUUUUAGGAUAGCGCGCUUAUUUCAUUAGUUUAUUUUUUUGUUAUUUUGUAAAUUUUUAACACUUUUAUUGUUUUUUUUUACAUAAGAGAUGAUUACCCAGUAAAAUCGGUACCAAUUUUCGGUAAUUUGGAAUCGUUGAAUAGAAUUUUAUACAAUAAAAUGAUUCACAUACAGCUUCCAAUUGAGAUGAUGAUGAUUCAUAACGAUUUUAUGAGUAAUGUGUAUGCAAUUUUAUCAUGUGAAACUACACCGUACGAUUAGCAUGCGAUUGUGAUUAUAUCGACUUUCUUAGUCGACUAUUUUUUUAGCAGGAAAUAAUGCCCUUCCCAGGCUUUUAAAUAAUUUAAUUAGCAAUUUUUAGAUCCGCGUAAGUCUUUUACGAAACUUUAGAAGUAAACAGUUUCUAACAAGCGCGAUAAUUCACGUACGAUCAUUUGUUCACAAAUUUUUCAACAACGGCACACUUCAAAGUUUUUUUUUAAACAAACAUUGAUUUUAAAUAUUUUUCUUUGAUUUGUUAAAACUUUUGUGGACAAUUCGUAAGUACGUGUGAACGGACAGAGUCACAAGCGCAUGUUAUCUGAAGGUAGAGUUCCCUUCAUUUUACGAUCAUCGUACCUUAUUAUAAUUAUAAACAUUAUUACUAAUGUUAAGUCGUGUAGAAUAUUGAAAUCAAUAUUUAAUUCAUUCACAUGUUGGGAUUACAAUGGCAACAUACCAUUUUCAUAUGAUUUAUGACAUUAAGGUAAUAAACAAGUUUUGAUGUAAAUUGUAUAAUCUCAGUGACAGUCAUCGUUUCGUUAGAAAACAAUAGACUGUGUAUUUUGAUAAUAACAUCAAGUCUUAUACCAUAAUGAUGGUCCGCAAAAAUGGACCGUAAUAAAAAAAAAAUAACCAAGACAUAGUUCCUCAUAGUACCUACUAAUAGUAAAUUUUGCAUUUUUUUCUUUAUAAUAUUUUUUUUAUUAAUGCAAGUAAGUUUAGUAAAGUACUCGCAAUAGUUCGUGUUAAUUGAAUAUUGAACCUGAUCAGAAAAAUAAAGGUGUUGAGAAUAGCAUUGGGACAAAUCCGGCCGGUUUCGUUAGAGGCGCGCGCGCAGCUUUUAUUCUACUGAUCGGGUUUCAGGAGGUUGAUGUUUUAUCAAGCACAUGGUCAGCAUCGUGAGUGUGAAGGCUUUAAUUGUGUGAGGAAUGUGCCUUGCUAUUGUUCAUGUACAUUAUUAUAUAUAUUAGGUUUAUACUCGAAUUAGUUUGCAAGACAUAUUUUUUGUGAAGAAUGUCUACGAUUAGAAUAGCGCUGUUCUAAGUAGUGUACAUACAGACAAGAAAAGUUAUUGAUAUUAAAGAUGUUUAUCUUAUCUUCCACUAGGUAUUUAAUUGUACAUACAGAUGUAAUGGUAAGACUAAGUAUAUUAUACUUUGAUCAAUCUUUUUUACUAACGAGUUUUUGUCCUAGUAAUUGUUUAGUUUUCUUUACUGGAGAGUUACGGAUCCUCGAAUGUUGUACCUGCAUUUAUUUUUUUUUGUUAUUCAUAUCUUGACAUAAAUAAAUAAAGAUAAUAAUGGUUUUAGUUAUCCAAAAUGUAAUCGGUUGCUUUGGUGAUGACCAGUGUAAUUAGACACAUAAGAAAAAGUCAGUAGGUAAAUGUUUAAUGGUAAGAAAUGACAGCUUUAUGAAAUCGGAGACAGAAUGUAAGUGUUGAAAACGUUGGUUAAUAUAACCGCUUUUGUGACAAGGCACAUUUCCACCACUGCCAAAAUGGAAAAGGAAUUAUUGAUAAUAAGUUUAGGUUGAACUGUAUAUAGUUAAGGUCGGGUUAUAAAAUUAUAAGUCCUGUUAUAUAUAAAAGAUUUCCUUUUAUUCUUUGUAUAGUAUCCGUACGUUUGUAACAGCUAGCCGCUGCGGCGCCGACGCCGGCCGUGCUGAGGCGCGGCUGUCGCGACGCCGCGGGGCGCGCGCGCCGCUACAGCGAGUGCAGGGCGCAACAUAGAUUCCGCCUAAUAUUAAUAUUGCCCUCUGCAAUCUUUGAAGCGGCGCUCUUAAGUCUAAGGACCUUUGUACUUAUGUGGCUAAUUUUUGGGAUACUAUUGUAACACAGAGAUAGAUUUUUUUUUGGUUUUGUUCCUCUAUGUGUAUGGAUACACUGAUACAUUGUAUUGCAUUGACUAUACAUAUUAAACGCUUACGUCGGAUCCGGAAAGAGCUUGGGAACAGUGGGCUAAUUAUUGUGAUUUUUAUACUUAUUCGCUGUAAUUUGGGAUAAAUAAAAUCAUUGUAUUGUAUAGUAUAGAUUCUGUGAUUAUGUACCUGUGGGGUACGUUUGGGUUUCCACAGCCCUAUCUGGUCUGACUAAAAAAAUA
Molecule: messenger RNA, 4796 nt
Organism: Helicoverpa zea (corn earworm)
Lineage: Eukaryota; Metazoa; Arthropoda; Insecta; Lepidoptera; Noctuidae
Gene: Myc
Product: myc proto-oncogene protein
Exons: 3
Coding region: 437-1540 (367 amino acids)
Biological process (GO): regulation of transcription by RNA polymerase II
Molecular function (GO): protein dimerization activity; DNA-binding transcription factor activity, RNA polymerase II-specific; RNA polymerase II cis-regulatory region sequence-specific DNA binding
Source: RefSeq, a predicted model, not a curated record